Mercenaria mercenaria is the source of this 3043-nucleotide messenger RNA. RefSeq lists its product as uncharacterized. The record is from RefSeq and is a predicted model, not a curated record. Lineage: Eukaryota; Metazoa; Mollusca; Bivalvia; Venerida; Veneridae. The transcript has 4 exons. Bases 48 to 1595 code for a protein of 515 amino acids.
UAUUAACGUAUUCAAAGACCAUUAGAAUACGAAUAACGUCGAACAUAAUGUUUAUUGCACUACUCAUAUUAGCCGUCUCUUUUGUAGAAGGCGAUGCUAAAAAACUACUCUGCGGACCAAACAUAUUUAGUCUUACUAAAUACGAUCCAGAGACACACAUUUGCCGUGAUUAUGUGGUGAUUCCAAAAACGGACUCAAACUCUUUAGUCAACGGAGAUGAAUCCAAACUAUAUAACACCGCUACCCUAGUAUUGAACGGCCGACACUCACACACUCGCGUGCCUGAAAAUCUCCCCAAACACUCCACUACUUCUCUCAUCACUACGGAAUCAAAGACAUUGCUCUGUGAAAAUUUAGUAAAGUACGAUACCAAAACACACACAUGCCAAAAUGGUAAAAUAGUAAUGAUAAGAUCAAAGACUCGCGUGCCUGCAAAUCUCCCAAAACACUCCACUACUUCUCUCACCACUACGGAAUCAAAGACAUUGCUCUGUGGAGAUUUAGUAAAGUACGAUACCAAAACACACAAAUGCCAAAAUGGUAAACUAGUAAUGAUAAGAUCAAAGACUCGCGUGCCUGGAAAUCUCCCAAAACACUCCACUACUUCUCUCGCUACUACGAAAUCAAAGCCAUUGCUCUGUGGAGAUUUAGUAAAGUACGAUACCAAAACACACAAAUGCCAAAAUGGUAAAAUAGUAAUGAUAAGAUCAAGGACUCGCGUGCCUGGAAAUCUCCCAAAACACUCCACUACUUUUCCCACCACUACGGAAUCAAAGAUAUUGCUCUGUGGAGAUUUAGUAAAGUACGAUACCAAAACACACAAAUGCCAAAAUGGUAAAAUAGUAAUGAUAAGAUCAAGGACUCGCGUGCCUGGAAAUCUCCCAAAACACUCCACUACUUCUCUCGCUACUACGGAAUCAAAGCCAUUGCUCUGUGGAGAUUUAGUAAAGUACGAUACCAAAACACACACAUGUGAAGAUGGCAAAGUAGUAAUGAUAAGAUCCACGAUAAAUCCUACAACUAGAAAGCCAAUAACAAUGUUGCAGGAAAAGUCGAGAACGACAAGAAAGGAAAUAUCAGAAAAAACAUCCGUCGGUCAAAACAGUAUCGAAAGGUCAUGCAGCUGUUCUGGGGUAAAUGUCUACCCAAGAAGAAAUUCAGCAGCGCCGUGUCAACAUUCGUCUAGAAACGAUGCUUUUCUGAGUGGCAAACUUCGAAAAAUGAAGCUAUUGGGGUCGAUGAUAUGUGAUGAAAAUAACAUGUUUGCUUAUCGUCUGAGAAUUAGUGGGCCACACAGCGGAAAAAACAAAGAGAGAACUGCUAAGGUAACCCAGUACAAACGGCGAACGGAUAUGAACACCGGCCGAAGGUAUUUCGUACGAAUGCCAACAGUGUUCGGCAUUAAAAUUCCAUUGGACAAAUACAGCCCUUCCAGACUACGGAGAAAAGGGUUCCUAAUCGUGUCGAACUACCGGUGCUUAAACGACAGAAUCUUCUUCCUUUGUCACAGAGAUGCUGUGUUCAACGCUCCAAAGGUGAAGAGAAUGCUUCUAAAGAAGUUACGAAAGGUUCAAGCGAAUUGCACGAAACAAUAAAAAGAAUAUCUCAGGCUGUCAACAAAGUCUUACUUUCCUGCAUAUUCCAAUUGUUGAAAUUAUUUAUGUCUAGAAUAUUUGAAUUUUUUUUAGUUAGGUCUUAUAAUUUGUCUUUAAUGGGAAAUGGCAAAUUUUCUAUGUUUGUUGCUCUUUUAACUUGCGUCACUAAUAAUCGUACUAAAUCCUUUAGUUAAUUACAAACCAAUCCUUUUUUCUAGACACCUUAAGAAUAAAGUGUCUGUAUAAGAAAAGGAAAAAACGAUACACAAACAGUGUAUUCUUUUAAUUUUCUGUUUUCUUGGGGAAAAUCUCAAAAUUGAGAAAGUUGAAGGGUUGACAGCCUGUGUUCGGUACUAUUUGAUCUUGCGGCCAGCAAGGACAGUUUUCAGUGCGAACAAAGCGGCCCGGUACAUGGAUAUUCGAACUGCACAGAUGGAAUUCCUGUGCGAGUCCAGUGCUUUCCAUUCUGCGUCCGACAGAAUCCCGGAACAAAUGCAGGUUCCACCAUACAUGGUACUGUUAAACAUGGCAAUUAGCCCAACAAAAACAAAAGAAUGUAUGCUACAACAAGAUGUCGUGGGAAGCAUUUCUGCACUAGUAUGCAAGAUAGUUUUCAAAGAAAUGACGUUUUAACAAUUAAUAGAAUUAAUGAGGUUUUCCAAACAUUACGAAGACUAAUUGUCUCAUUUCCUAUUUUAUUUCUAAAUUUACAUUGUUCUUAAAUCCCACAUACAUCUAAUAUUAUCUAACUAGGUCUCACAAACAGAUUUUCGGAAUGGUCUCUUAUUCAACACCAUCCCAAAAAGGUAUUUAACCAAAUUCCACAGGAUACUGUCAUUCAAGUACAAAUAAAAUUCUGAUAAUAGUAUCUGAGAUAUACUUUAGGCCGAAAUAUAUAUGCCAGAUAGUGAAAAAAAUCCCUUUUGUUCUUGUAAUUUCUGAUGGUGGUUGGCAAAAGAGUUCUUGUACAGAUAUAGUCAGCAGUACUGCCAACCACAGCAAAGCUUACUAAUAACUAUUUUGCCAACCACCAUCAGAAAUUACUACAUCAAAAGGGUUUUUUCACUACACAAUUGUCCACAGCCAAAAUAAUAAAUUCCAAAUCACGCCUGCGAUCUGAAAAGAUGAUAAGCAAACAUUUCAUUUGUCCGGCCUUUGUAACUAUAUAUCAGCCACAUAGUACAUAGUAUAUCAUGGUAUGAUAGAACAUAGACAUACGAUGAAAAGAAAUGAGUGGUUCGUAAAUGCUUCAUAGUAAAUUUGCAUGGUUCGAAUGGCUGUGGAACGACAAGAGCAAGGUGUUACAGAAAUGUAAAUAAUUGUUGUUGAUAAAUAUGAUAAUAAUAGAAGAGGAGGCUGCAACGCAUGUGUGAUUAGUGUGUAAUUAGAAUGUUUUAUAUGUUUGUAACAUUUGUAUUUUAUAUAUCCAAUAAAAAGAACAUAAAAUU